UGUACAAGUCAUAUACAACUCGGUUGUAUUUCCAUGUGAGGUUGUUGAAAAGGCAAAAUCAUUCCAGGUGAAGCUCAAAAAGCAGCAGGAAAGUCUGCUUGCUAGACAGUGGGUGGCUGUGCAGGCUUCUUUAUACUCCUAGUGCUGAUCAUGGGGGAAGAUGAGGAUAUGCAAAGGCCUGGAUCAUGCUCACAGUGGGGUUUACAGCUGGAGCUUGAUGUCAAGGUGGAGCAGUGUCUGAGUAUUCUGGCAGUGGUCCUGCAAGUGGCACUGAGUAGCAUCUGGAAAUGCAUCACAGGGAGAGUGACUAUGAGUAGAGAACAGUCUGGAAUGACUGGAAUGGAGAUUCUAGGUAGAAUAUGGUCUGCAUCAUUGGGGAUAAAGUCGAGAACAUUUCCUUAGAUGUGGAGAUGCCAUUUCCCAUGGCACGAGGUGCAGAUCUACUGUAGAAGAUCUCUGUAAGAGUCCCGCACACAAAGCUGCUUGCCCAGGAUUCUGUCAGGACCUCCAGAAAUUCUGCUUAAUUUAUGGUGCUCUUGUUCUUCAUGGUAUUGCUGUUUGAACAUAUCUGCCAUUCUGCCUUCAAUUAGUUGCUGUUGAUUUGGAGUGUUGUUGCACAAAGAGAAGCUUUUCGAAAUGUGGAUGAUGCUGCUGAAUCACCCCUGAACCUCUCCUUGGUUAUCUCUUCCUUGGGAAUGGGGAAGAUGAAGCAAGAGUGAGAUGUUCAGGGAUUCUUUCUCUCCUUUCUCCAACCGUGCCCAUCCUUGUGUUUUGUUUUAUUUCUCUCACAUGUGCAUGGUGUUGGUAAGAGUGGAUAAGUUGCAGACUGCUGAAUGUUGGCAGCUGUCAUGUGUCAGGUAUUUGGGCCAUUUCCCACCAGUGUGGGGGAUGUCUACUGUGCUCUACUGAGCUAAGUUUCACUUUGAGAGAAUGCCCUUAAAUUUCAAGCGUUCUUGCUUGCUUCUUCUGUGAUAGAAAUGCAUAAGUCACACUGUGCACUGUCCAGUUCCUGCGGGAAAUGUCAGAAAUUUUAGUUUCUGUUCAGUUUGUUCAGAAAAAUGGAUCGUGUUGACUGAAAAUAUUAUUUAAAAUCAAUACUCAUGUUCUUAAAUUAUUGCAUUUUUUUUGAAGAGCAAAUCAAUGAUGCUACAGGUCAGUCACUCUCUCAUAAAGUUGAUGAAUCCUGAGGAUAGAUGUACUUUUACUCCUUUUCAAUUUGUAUUGACCAAAUAAUUGACUCUCUUGGAUGAGCGCAGCACCACCGUCUGCACUUGUUCUUUUGCUGCUGAUUCCAGGCACACCCUGAGUGUGUGACAGCCAGCAGGGAUGGAGGAAGGAGCACAGUCCAUUUCGUGGAGUUGCUGUGUUUGGAGUCAAGGGGAUGUUCUCAGUGAAAAUGUUGUGAUGUUACCUUCAUGGCUUCAGUCCAGCUGUGUGUCAGGCUGUUCGUGCUGAUGGAACCGAGGCGUUUGCUGGGAACACCUGCCCAUGGAUACCGAGGUUCUUGAUGUGUUGUUGUGAGAGUGCAUGCCUGCCUGAAAGGGGAAGCAAGAGCUUGACAUUCAUUGUACAAGUGGAAGAUGAGGCAGAGGAAUAGCUCUUCACUGAGAUAUAGGAAGAGGAUUUGGAAGCUGUGAUUGCUUUUUUAGUAUUCUGGGAAGAUAUUUUGUAUUAGCCAUGUAGGCACAACUCUCUGUGGGCUCGAUAGUAUCGACCUCUGUUGUUAUGUAGGAGAGCUCUUCUCAGCCAUAUGAUGCUAUGUGCACAGAGAGGAGGAAAAGGAGAAGAGGAAAGAGAAAUGAUAGGGAAGGACGGAAGGACGGUUGAGUUUACUGCCAUGACUUAGUUGGUACGUCUCUACCCAGAAAAAGAGAAGGUAAGAACGGGGAACAUAAAAGGAAUGAGAUAAGAGAAAAAAAAGCAAGGAGGAAUUGCUAUAAAGGAAUUACACAAGGAGGUAAGUAAAGAUGAAAAAUGGCAACGAGAACGAAGAAAACAACAGCAAAGGAGAUGAAAAGUACUCACUGACCUUAACUCUAAUGGCUGGGCGGAGCUGAUUCCCAACAACCUCCGUCUCGAUUACAAUACUCCGCAGAGUGCCCCUGAUGCUAUGGAAGAGGGGUUGGAGGAUGCGACUGCAUUGCUGUGCAAUUGGGUGCCGGAAGAGACUUGCGAGUUACCAGGAGGACGAAGGAGGAGAAAAAGGAAAAAAAACAAUAAUAAAAUGAAAGACAUUCAGGGUCGGAAGACACGCCUGGAAGAGAUGCUCAUCUCGGAUCUGAUGCGCGGCCGGUAUUGCGAGCAGUGUAGGGCGGCGGAGCAGCGCACGGUGUCGCUGCAGGCUCAGGAACGGCGUGUGGGCGGCUCCGCCCCGGUGCGGCGGAGAGCCCGGCUGUGAGCGCGGGGGGGCGGCGCGGGCCGGGCAGCAGAGCCGCUGCUGAGCUCCGGGCGGCGGCGGGGAGCCGUGCGGGGCCCGGGCCGGGGCCGGCAGGCACAGGCAGAGCGGCAGAGGCGAGAGCGGCGGCGGCAGGGAUGGAGGAGCGCUGCUGUGCCGCGCUGCUGCGGCUGCUGGUGCUGCAGGCGGCCUGGGCGCUGGCGGGCGGGCAGGUGCGCUACUCGGUGCCGGAGGAAGCCAAGGCCGGCACGGUGGUGGGCCGUCUGGCGCAGGACCUGGGCCUGGAGGCGGGCGAGGCGGAGGCGCGGCGGCUGCGGCUGGUGGCGCAGGGCCGGCGGGCGAGCGUGGAGGUGAGCGGGGCGAGCGGCGCGCUGCUGGUGAGCUCGCGGCUCGACCGCGAGGAGCUGUGCGGCAAGAGCGCGCCGUGCGCGCUGCGCCUGGAGGUGCUGCUGGAGCGGCCGCUGCGCGUCUUCCAUGUGCAGCUCGAGGUCACCGACAUCAACGACAAUGCCCCCGUCUUCCCCGCCGCCCGAAAAAACCUCAGCAUCGCGGAAUCAUCUGUGCCGGGGUCUCGUUUCCCGCUGGAGGGCGCGUCGGAUGCGGAUAUCGGAGCGAACGCGCAGCUCUCCUACACACUCAGCCCCAAUGAUCAUUUUUCUCUGGAUUUACAUCGGAGUGAGGAAUACCGAGAAUCUCUGUUUCUUGUACUCACGAAAUCUCUGGACCGCGAGACGAUUCCCGUGCAUCGGUUGGUGCUGUCGGCGACUGACGGGGGUCGGCCGCCUCUGACAGGCACGAUGGAGCUGGUGAUCUCGGUGCUGGAUGCGAACGACAACGCGCCCCAGUUCAACCAGUCGGUGUAUAAAGUACAGCUGCCCGAGAGUGCUGAGGUAGGGACGCUUGUGGCGCGGGUGAACGCAACGGAUCCGGAUUUGGGAAGUAACGGUGAAUUGGCAUUUAGUGUGAGCAAUACUUUUCCGGAAAAAGGAGUAAACAUUUUCCUUUUAAAUGCGAGGACGGGUGAAAUUCAUCUGGCGGGUAUGGUGGACUAUGAAGAUACUCCUUCAUAUGAGAUACAAAUCGAAGCGACGGAUAAGGGUACACCUCCGCUGUCGGGUCACUGCAAGGUGGUGCUGGAGGUGCUGGACGUGAACGACAACGCGCCGGAGGUGUGGGUGACGUCGCUGUCGGUGCCGGUGUCGGAGGACGCGUCGGUGGGGACGGUGGUGGCCCUGCUGAGCGUGUCGGACCGAGACUCGGGGGCGAACGGGCGCGUGCGCUGCUGGGUGUGGCCGGCGCUGCCGUUCGGGCUGGAGGCGACGUUCGCGGGCUCGUACUCGCUGGUGCUGCGCGAGGCGCUGGACCGGGAGCGGGUGUCGGAGUACGAGGUGGAGGUGCGUGCGGAGGACGGCGGGGCGCCGGCGCUGCGCGCCAGCCGCGGGCUGCGGCUGCCGGUGUCGGACGUGAACGACAACGCGCCCGCGUUCGCGCAGGCCGUGUACACGGUGCUGGCGCGGGAGAACAACGCGGCGGGCGCGGAGCUGGCGCGGCUGUGGGCGCGGGACCCGGACGAGGCGGGCAACGGGCGCGUCAGCUACUCGCUGUGGGAGGGCGGCGCGGGCGGCGGCGGGGCCGCGCCUUGGAGCGGCUGGCGGGCGGCGUCGAGCUACGUGGCGCUGGACGCGGAGAGCGGGCGCCUGUGGGCGCUGCAGCCCUUGGACUACGAGCAGCUGCAGGUGCUGCAGUUCGAGGUGCGCGCGGUGGACGCGGGGGAGCCGCCGCUCUGCGGCAACGCCACGGUGCAGCUCUUCGUGCUGGACGAGAACGACAACGCGCCGGCGCUGCUGCCGCCCGCGGGCUCGGCGGCGGAGGCGGGCGCCGUGGCGGCCGAGACAGCGGCGGCGGCGGCGGAGGCGGGGGCGUUGUCGGGGCCGGGCUCGGGCUCGGGCACGCUGUGGGCGUGGGCGGCGUGGGGGGCGCCGGCGGGCCAGGUGCUGGCCAAGAUCCGCGCCGUGGACGCCGACUCGGGCUACAACGCGUGGCUGCGCUACGAGCUGUGGGAGCCGCGCGGCAAGGGCCCGUUCCGCGUGGGGCUCUACAGCGGCGAGGUGAGCACGGCGCGCCCGCUCGACGAGGCGGACGGCCCUCGCCACAGGCUGCUCAUCGUCGUGCGCGACCACGGCGAGCCGGCGCGCUCGGCCACGGCCACGCUCAGCGUCUCGCUGCUCGAGCCCGCCGAGGCGGCGCUGGCCGCGGCCGCGGGAUCCUCGGCGGCGGCGGCGGCGGCGGCGGCGUCAGGCUCGCGGUCGGCGGCGGCCGUGGAGCUCAGCGCCGCUGCGGCCAGCGCGGCCACCAACGUGUGGCUGGUGGUGGCCAUCUGCGCCGUGUCCAGCCUCUUCCUGCUGGCGCUGGUGCUCUACGGGGCGUCGCGCUGGGCGCCGCGGGCGGCCGUGCUCUCGGCGCCCGGGCCCACGACGCUCGUGUGCGCCAGCGAAGUGGGCAGCUGGUCCUACUCGCAGCGCCACAGCCGCAGCCUGUGCGUGGCGGACGGCGCGCCCAAGAGCGACCUCAUGGUUUUCAGCCCCAACUUCCCUCCGCCGCCGCCCGGCCCCGCGCCCAAGGACACGCAGCCGGAGCCCUCCGCUCUCCUCGACACGGUCAGUGCCACUGCCUUGCUCAUUCUCUUCCCCUCUCCUCCUCUGCCUCUCUUCUCCUCUACUCGUUCUCUCCCGCCCCCUGGGUAGUUCCUUCUUGUAGCGAGGCUCCGCCCUCGCAGUCUAAGGGCAGUGGGUGUUUAAGGGUGUUA
This is a messenger RNA of Oenanthe melanoleuca, 5201 nucleotides long. Its product is annotated as protocadherin alpha-13-like. The transcript has a single exon. The record is from RefSeq and is a predicted model, not a curated record. Bases 2533 to 5139 code for a protein of 868 amino acids. Gene Ontology annotation, molecular function: calcium ion binding. Lineage: Eukaryota; Metazoa; Chordata; Aves; Passeriformes; Muscicapidae. Gene Ontology annotation, biological process: homophilic cell-cell adhesion. Gene Ontology annotation, cellular component: plasma membrane.